Eupeodes corollae is the source of this 556-nucleotide messenger RNA. RefSeq lists its product as uncharacterized. The record is from RefSeq and is a predicted model, not a curated record. Lineage: Eukaryota; Metazoa; Arthropoda; Insecta; Diptera; Syrphidae. The transcript is spliced from 2 exons. Bases 148 to 501 code for a protein of 117 amino acids. Gene Ontology annotation, molecular function: chitin binding.
AAUCAACAAGAAACUAUUUUUAUUUUCAUUUUUUCGAUAAAGUCUUAACAAAAUUUUGCUAUAAAUUUCAAUGUUCUUCAUUCUUGGUCACCAUCUUUUAACUUAAUUCGAACGAGGAAACAAAAAUACUUACUUCUUUUCUUUGCAAUGAAAUUCUUGGUCGUUUGUGGUCUCUUGGCUGUUCUGGCAGUCGCAGCAGUAAGCUCAAACUCUGUGAAAUCUGGUGAUGGUCGUCCUGGAUGCAAAACUGAGCAGGAAAUCACAGAUAAAAUUUAUAGGAACUUCUGGGAUUCAACUUGUUACUGGGUUUGCUCGGAACUUGGAAAGGCUGCAACAUCAGUAAGAUGCCCCGAUGAAGAGGGAUUCGUUUAUAGCCUGAGAAAAUGUGUUCCAUGGGACGAAUGGAUAUGGGAACCACUUAUAGCUCCAUUGAGUACACCAGAUCAAUAUGAACAAAAUGUAAAUCAGAAUGCUGCAUCGAGUACACCAUCAGAAAAUUAAAAUAAAAUACAAGGACAUUAUGUACAUUCCUUAAUAAAAUUGCAUUGAACAUUAA